Molecule: messenger RNA, 1473 nt
Organism: Cyclocybe aegerita
Lineage: Eukaryota; Fungi; Basidiomycota; Agaricomycetes; Agaricales; Hemipholiotaceae
Source: the annotation of a GenBank genome assembly
AUGUCACGAUCGCCUCUCCCCGCACCCGCACCCGCACCUCCAGCACCGUCUGGCCUUAACCUCAAGAACAUCCAAGGGGACAUCUUGAGCGGUCUUCCCAAGAAGACCGAAACAUGGUAUUUCUUCCAGAUUAGCAACCCCACCAAGUUCAGGAAGGAUUUCCGCAACUUCAUCCCUCUUGUCAAGUCCGCCGAUGGGGUCCUGGAAGACCGCAAGGCCAUCGACAAGCACAAGCGCCAACAGGGUGGCGGUUGGAAGCCCCACCUCAUCCCUAUCGCCGGUGUCAAUGUGUCUUUCUCGCAUUUCGGUUUCCAGAAGCUGGGGAUCGAUGACGCGAAACUCAUCGACACUGCCUUCCUCACUGGGCAACGCAUUGACGCCGGUGCGAACCUCGGCGACAAGGGCACUGGCACCGGGCCCAACUUUGUCCCUGACUGGGAGGAGCCGUUCAAGCAGGAGAUCCAUGGCGUCUUCAUCAUCGCGGGGGAAAGUCACCCCACCGUUGACAAGAAGAUUCAGCACAUCGAGCAAAUCUUCGGUCUUGGAAAUGCUUCUUCAAUCAAGAAGCUCAUUGCGAUUCGUGGUGACGUUCGUCCUGGAGCCCUCUCCGCUCAUGAGCACUUCGGAUACCUCGACGGCAUCUCCAACCCGUCCAUUAUCGGCUUUGACACCAACCCUCCUCUCGGCCCAGCCCCCAUCCGUGCUGGAGCCAUCAUCCUUGGACAUGACGGCGAUUUGAACAAGGACAACCGCGCCCCGUGGAUGGUUGAUGGGAGCUUCCUCGCCUUCCGCUGGCUCUUCCAGAAGGUGCCCGAGUUCGACGACUUCCUCAACCGUAAUGCGCUUCAAGGCCCUGGCAUGACGCGCCAGCAGGGUGCGGAUCUCCUUGGUGCUCGUUUGGUCGGAAGGUGGAAGAGCGGUGCCCCGAUCGACAUCACGCCCUUCGACGACGACCUCGAAAUCGCUGCGGACCCGAAUAGGAUCAACAACUUCCACUUCACCGCCGAGACUAAUUUCCAGAAGCUUUGCCCAUUCGCUGCGCACGUUCGCAAGACCCUCCCGCGCGCCGAUCUCGAGUUCCGGGGUAUCUCGCUCGAGAAGAACCGCAUCGUUCGUCGCGGCAUCCAAUUCGGGCCCGAGGUCACGAAGCAAGAAAAGGUGGCGAAGAAGACGUUCCAUGGAAGAGGUUUGCUGUUUGCAUGCUACCAGAGCAGCUUGACGGAUGGCUUCCAGUUCAUUCAGCAGAGCUGGGCAAAUAACCCCACCUUCCCGCCAUUCGAGACGACACCUGAGACGCCUGGACUCGACCCCAUCAUCGGCCAAGGACCAAAUCGCGAGCUCUCCGGCUACGACCCCAACGACCCUAGUAAGGUCCUGAAGCUCGACGAUCUAUGGGUCGUUCCUCGUGGAGGAGAGUACUUCUUCUCCCCUUCAAUCAAGGCUAUGAAGGAUCUCAUUGCUGCUCCAACCUGA